Beta vulgaris subsp. vulgaris (sugar beet) is the source of this 2722-nucleotide messenger RNA. RefSeq names its product protein NRT1/ PTR FAMILY 5.5-like. Gene Ontology annotation, biological process: transmembrane transport. Gene Ontology annotation, molecular function: transmembrane transporter activity. Gene Ontology annotation, cellular component: membrane. The record is from RefSeq and is a predicted model, not a curated record. Lineage: Eukaryota; Viridiplantae; Streptophyta; Magnoliopsida; Caryophyllales; Amaranthaceae. The coding region runs from base 687 to 2510 and encodes 607 amino acids. The transcript has 4 exons.
AUUUUUUCUAGCUUUUUGAACCUCAAACAAAUGUUCUUUUCUUGAAAUACUUAACUAAACUGUUUAUCAAAUAAUUCAUUAAUUUUUUUUUUUAAUAAGAUAAGGAGAAACCUUGACAAAUUGGGGGAAUAAAGGGGACCUCAACUUGUUAAGGGUGAGAAUCGAUGUCGGGACCUCUUGAAACCGGGAGGGAAGCUCUCACCACUAGGCUAUCCCCCACUCUCGAACAACUCAUAAACUAGUAACGUCUCAAUUUCAAUUAUUUAUCAUUUUCAGUUGCUGGGUUUUUAGUUCAGCUAAUAUACGGGUUUGACUUCUUCUUGAGCUAGUGGUAUCUAAAAUAGCUUUUAAAAUCCUGAAAACUGCCCAGUUGAUCAAUAGAAGAAUAUAUUUGACUUGAGAAGGCAUGCAACUUGUAAAUUUCAUGUCAGCUCACACAUGGCUAUCAACUAUCAAGCAAGCUAGAGCAUGUAGGGCUGGUCAAAAAAACUUACUCCUUAUUUUUUAAGUUAAAUAAAUAAUUGAUUAUAAUAUAAACCACAAAAUAGAAGAAUCUCCAUAUAGUAGUUGCAAUGCAAUUAAAUUCUCUACGUUACUACCCACCCCCACCCCCUCCUGCAAUUUCCCAAGUUAAUUCUCUAUUUCGGUCACAACUUAAUUAGUCUUGUUCUUCAAAAUACCUUGCGAUGGAUAUUGUAAGUGGUACGGCAAAGAAAGGCAGAGGAUUGAUUCGCCUACAAGGACUACAGUGGACACAUUGGUUCGCCAGAAUUGUGAUGCUGUGGGUGAUGAUGGUAUACUUGUCUGAUGUUUGGAAGCUCGAUCUCAAACAUGCGGCUGCAAUUAUUAACGUAUGGAGGGGUUCAGCUAAAGUAUUGGCUCUUGUUCUUGUCUAUGUUGCGGAUGCUUUUCUAGGUCACUUUUGCAUCCUCUUCCUCUCCUGUCUUUCGAACGCACUUGGACUGGGGUUAUUUUGGAUGUCGACUCCACCAGUUCUAGCCAAGUCAUAUGGUAAUUGCGCUGAAUACAAGCCUGAAUGUAUUGAAGGCCGCCAAAAACAACUCUUUUAUGUGGCGUUAGUCUUUACAGCAAUAGGAAUAGCGGGUCACGUAGCUUCUUUCGACUUCUUUACUGAAAAGCAAAUAAAGAGUAUCUUGGCAAAUGUGUAUGGUAUGCUCAAUAAUAUUACCCAAGAAGAUGUCGACGAAGAUCAGCAUCAGGAUAACCGAAAUCUAUCUCCUAACUCUACGAAUUUCGGCAUCUCAUCACCCUCCUUUCCGCGGCUCUUCCUUUGUAUUUUUUGUAAAUGUUGCGGAAGCUUUCUCUUCCACUUCUUCAGUAUCACCAUUGUUGUCGUCGGAAUCCUAGUUGUGGUGUUUGUUAAGCCAUGGGGUGUUCGAUUUGGAGUUUCUGCCAUAUUUGCGAUUUUUUCAUUUCUUGUUUUCUUAAGCGCCGUUUGCUCUUACAAGUAUGUUGGACCUCGAGGGAGCCCCUUUACUACAGUAUUUCGGGUCCUUUUUGCUGCUUCCGCCAAUAUGUUUUAUAAGCAGCCGUUGGACGUGGGUGAACUAUAUGAAAAUUCUUCCCUUGGCGAAACUACUUUGUUGCCUCACACCAAUGGUCUAAGGUGUCUCGACAAGGCUGCUAUUAUACUACCAGAACCAAGUCUUAAUCAACAAGAAGGAAGUAGAUGGAGGCUUUGUAGGGUGACCGAAAUUGAAGCAACUAAGAUAUUUAUACGAAUUGUUCCUUUGUGGAUGACCUUCAUACUUUGCGGACUUAUAUCUUCCUUAGGUGAUACAUACUUCAUGGAGCAAGCAGAGAAUAUGAAGACUGAAUUAGACCCUUCUUUAGUCUUUUUGUUCUUCAAUGUGCUCGCAAACAUACUUUUCUCUAAGCUCUUUGAAAUGAUUGCCGAUGAAAUCGUUGGCACCUCAAGCUCUCGUAAACGAUGGGUGCCUCCUGUCGGAAUUGCAGUGGCAAUGGUAUGUUCUACAUUAUGUUGCAUCACAGCCGCAAUGGUAGAGAGAAAAAGGCUGGAAAUCGUGAAACUUCACAAUCUACUCGACAAGCCAGACGAAAAAACACCUAUGAGUAUAUUUUGGCUUUUGCCACAAUUUUCUUUGCUUGGUGCCUUAGAUGGAAUUCUUGAAGCGAGUGCAAUUGAUAUUCUUUCGGAUCAAUUUCCGGCACCUAUGAGUCGUUAUUCUGUACAUUUUGCGUUGGGAGCAUCCGGAAUCGGUUACAUGGUGAGUCCAAUCACAGUUUAUUUAGUUGGAAGGAUUAGCCAAAAAGUUACCGGGGAAAAUUGGUUCCAAACUUCAUUUAACAAAAGUCGCUUAGACAACUAUUUCUGGGUCUUAGCUUCACUAAGUGCUGCAAAUCUUCUUGUCUAUGUCGUGGUGGUAAGCUUUUAUCGCUUUAGAGAAUCGAAAAAAAACGUUUUCGACAAGCCACCAGCAGUGUUACUGCGCCAUAAUGAUCCAUUGGGUUCCUUUUUCGCAAUUUAGAUUAAACACAAACAAAUAUGUACAAAUUAUUAUACUUAUUAAGAUUUUGAAGAAACUUUGUCUACCCAGUGAGUAAAUCGACCCACUAGAGAUGACAUUAUUAAUUAGUGGAAUACAACUCAAUUGUAUAUUUUUAGUGGUUACUGGGCUUUUUUAUAGGUAAUAUAAGGUAAUAUAUAUGUUAAUGGUAGCAAUUAGAAUAUUAAUUCGAU